Frankliniella occidentalis (western flower thrips) is the source of this 1033-nucleotide messenger RNA. RefSeq names its product dynein light chain Tctex-type protein 2B-like. Gene Ontology annotation, molecular function: dynein intermediate chain binding. The transcript is spliced from 4 exons. Gene Ontology annotation, cellular component: cytoplasmic dynein complex; cytoplasm. Gene Ontology annotation, biological process: microtubule-based movement. The record is from RefSeq and is a predicted model, not a curated record. Lineage: Eukaryota; Metazoa; Arthropoda; Insecta; Thysanoptera; Thripidae. Bases 1 to 657 code for a protein of 218 amino acids.
AUGCCGCACGUCGAUCUCAUCGAGAUCAAAGGGCCGUGGCCCGAGGAGUGGCACAGGCUAUCGGUACGGGAGCGGGAGCGCAUCCCCGAGUGCCUGGCCAAGCUGCUGCGCGAGCUGCCCGACCCUCGGGAGCUUGCGCCGCUCGUCCGCUCCGUCGUCAUCUCGGCCAUCGAGCCCUCCCGGGACGCCCUCAACUUCAAGUCCACCACCAAAGUGAAGCGCGUCGGGCUGCUGCCCGUCAUCCAGGUCAUCCGGGCGGGCGGGAUCCGGGUGGGUAGGUCCAAGGAGGAGAAGGGCUCCUCGAAGCGGUUAGCCACGUUUCAACUCGAGCCCAAGGAGGUGCCGUGCUGGCGGCGCAUACGGCUGCUGGUCCAGGAGACGCUGAGCGCCGGGCUCGCGGACGUGCGCUACUCGAGCCAGCUGUGCGCCAACGGCUGCCGAGUCAUUGCGGCCGUCAUCCUGCACCGGCUCAAAAAGUUCAACUUUGAACGGUACCGACUGGCCGCUCAGGUCCGUAUCGCGCAGCGGAUGAACCAGGGCAUGGCCAUGGGCGUGGCCUGCCUGUGGAACGACGGCGUCGACCGCUUCUCCUACGCGCAGUACGAGAACGCCUCGCUGUCGGCGCAGGCUAUCCUGUUCCUCGUGUACCGGGACUGAGCGGGCGUCGCGUCGCUCCGCUACGCCCCGGCGCCCGGCGCCUCGACGCUCGCCGCGCCGAUACCCCGCGCCACGACGCCAGCGAUACUCCAGGAGCGAGCGCCACGCCCCCUGAGGAGGCCUGGCUGGGAUGGACAGGAUUUUGGAGGGGCAUAUCAUUAAGACCUGACAAGCUGCGAUAAUUGGGCGUGUUCCAUUUAUUGCAAGGCACAACUUUCUAUGCUUUUGUGGCAUAUUUUGAACUGUUAACAGAGGCGAUUUUGAUAAUUUCAAACGCCUGCCUAUUUGUGUUCAGCAACCAGUGGAACACAAUCCUAGCAUUACAAUAUAGAUCUAUCUACAAUAAAAUAAAUAUGUUCAAUAACAUUCUUUAAAA